This is a messenger RNA of Aspergillus saccharolyticus JOP 1030-1, 3582 nucleotides long. RefSeq names its product sodium/hydrogen exchanger 3. NCBI's taxonomy places the organism in Eukaryota, Fungi, Ascomycota, Eurotiomycetes, Eurotiales, Aspergillaceae. The record is from RefSeq and is a predicted model, not a curated record. Gene Ontology annotation, molecular function: sodium:proton antiporter activity. The transcript has 6 exons. Bases 1 to 3582 code for a protein of 1193 amino acids. Gene Ontology annotation, cellular component: fungal-type vacuole membrane; early endosome; late endosome. Gene Ontology annotation, biological process: proton transmembrane transport; vacuolar acidification; sodium ion transport.
AUGAGCAAGGCUCUACUUGCUUUCGUUUGGAUUGCUGGUCCUCUGACAGGAACCCUCGUGCAACCUUAUAUUGGCAUCUGCAGUGAUAACUGCCGUAUCUCAUGGGGCAAGCGAAAGCCUUUCAUGGUGGUCGGCGGUGCAGCGAGCGUUGUCUCUUUGCUGGCUUUGGCCUGGGUGCGGGAGCUCACAGAAGGCCUUCUGGGGGUAUUUGAUGUUGCACCAGGCUCCGAUGCAUCUCAGACAUUGGUUAUCGUGCUAGCCACUAUCUUGAUGUAUUGCUUGGACUUCUCUGUAAAUACCGUUCAAGCAGGUAUCCGGUGCUUCAUUGUGGAUAAUGCUCCUUCACACCAGCAGGAAUCUGCGAAUGCGUGGGCCAGUCGCAUGACUGGUCUAGGCAAUAUUCUUGGAUACAUAUUUGGAUACGUGGAUUUGCCCAAGUACUUCCCUUUCUUGGGCAACACACAAUUCAAAGUGCUGUGCGCCUUGGCGUCCCUGUCACUUAUCUGUACAUUGUUGGUCAGUUGUCUGUACAUCAAAGAACGAGACCCGCGACUAGAAGGACCUCCUGCCGCAGGAAAUCCGGGGUUGGUCGCUUUUUUCAAGCAGGUGUUCAAGUCAAUCCGGUAUUUACCGUCGGAGAUCGCCAAGGUAUGCGAGGUCCAGCUGGCUGCGUGGAUUGGUUGGUUUCCUUUCCUGUUCUAUUCGACCACAUACAUUGGUCAGCUAUUUGUCAAUCCGAUCUUUGAAGCACACCCAGGCUUGUCGGAGGAUGACAUCAACAAGGCAUGGGAAGAAGCCACGCGAAUCGGGACUUUUGCGCUCCUUGUCUAUGCCAUCAUUUCUUUCGUGGCUAAUCUGACGCUGCCGAUGCUCGUUGUGCCUACGUACAAGCCGGUAAUCGUCGACGAGUCCGAAGUGUCCGAUGACCAAACCGAGGAGGAGCCUUUUCUGGGUGGCCGAAGGCGAUCAUCCUCAAUAGAAACUGCAUUGGAGGCCCCUACCGGUAUCGCUCCUGCAUGCAAAAGUGGAUAUGGAGAAGAGGGCGGGUGGCUUUCCAAAUUCCAGAUCCCGGGGUUCACCCUUCGCCGCGCUUGGUUGAUGUCACAUGUCAACUUCGCCAUAUGUAUGUUCAGUACGUUCUUCAUCUCGUCAUACCAGGCCGCUACAGUUGUCGUCGGACUUGUUGGCAUCUCAUGGGCAUUAACGCUAUGGGCACCUUUUGCCCUAAUUUCUGCGGAGGUGUCGCGCAUUGAUACCGAGCGCCGGCUUCGACGCCAGCGGGCUGACGGCACGGCACCGGACGCCAAUGUCUCCGCCUCUCCGACCACAGCCGGGGAGGAUCUAGAACACGGGCAUGCACUGCCGUCUACCAAAGGAGAGGAAGAGGAGAACCUGGCACAGGCAGGGAUUAUCCUUGGUCUUCACAACGUUGCCGUGUCGGCACCUCAGAUCCUUUCGAGUCUGAUCUCCAGUGCCAUCUUCAAGGCAUUCCAGAAGCCCCGCGGGGAGCCGUGGGAUGAUAGUAGAGCGAUGGAUUCUGACACAGACCCAGACGAUGCUGAUGCUCCCGAGGCCGGCACCAAGGAGUUCUUCAGCUCCUGGGCGCUCUUCAUUCUAAUCAUGCUGUUGAUGUUUGCGCUAUUCACCAGUUACAUACUGCAGCAGAAAAAGAUCCAAGCAGUCCACGAAACAGUCUUGUCCAUCUUCGCGGGCAUGUUUGUCGGGCUUAUUAUCCGCUUAAGUCCCGAGUCCCCAAUUCAAGACAGUGUUGCGUUUGACUACCAAUUCUUCUUCAAUCUCCUCCUUCCCCCGAUCAUCUUGGCCUCGGGCUACGAAUUACACCAAGCGAACUUUUUCCGAAACAUCGGCACUAUAUUAACCUUUGCAUUUGCCGGCACCUUCAUCUCCGCCAUCGUGCUGGGGCUGAUUCUGUUCGUCUGGACGAGGAUCCCAUUGGAUGGACUUGAUAUGACCUUUGUAGAGGCAAUCUCGGUGGGGGCCACCUUGUCGGCGACGGAUCCGGUUACCAUUUUGGCCAUCUUCAACCUAUACAAGGUCGAGCCAAAGCUCUAUACGGUCAUCUUCGGUGAAUCAAUUCUAAAUGAUGCUAUUGCAAUUGUCCUGUUCGAGACCGCGCAGAAGUAUGCCGAUAGUGAGGCGGGCUCACUAACUUUCUUGAACCUGUUCGAAGCUAUCGGCCUGUUCCUGCUCGUUUUCUUCGGAAGUAUGAUUGUUGGUGUCAUCGUAGGGAUCAUAACCGCCCUAGGCCUCAAAUACACUCAUGUCAGACGCCAGCCGAAGAUUGAAAGCUGCCUGAUCGUGCUUAUCGCUUAUGCCAGCUACUUCUUCUCUAAUGGCGUCUAUCUUUCGGGCAUUGUCUCUCUCUUAUUCUGCGGCAUUACCAUGAAGCAUUAUGCGUACUACAACAUGUCCCGUCGGACGCAGUUGACAACGAAGUAUCUUUUCCAGGUGAUGGCACAGCUAUCAGAGAACUUCAUAUUCAUCUAUCUGGGCUUGGACUUGCUUGUUCAAAGGAACUUGCAAUUUAAGCCAUUGUUUAUCCUUGUGGCCGUUUUCGGCAUCUGUAUCGCCAGAUACCUGGCUGUGUUCCCCUUGUCUCGAGCCAUCAACUGGUUCAUUCGUUAUAGGGCCCGUCGCCGUGGAAUGGAUGUCGCAGAUGAGCUACCGUUCGCUUAUCAAGCCAUGCUCUUCUGGGCCGGUCUGCGUGGGGCUGUUGGUGUCGCCUUGGCCGCCGGUCUCAAAGGUGUCAAUGCCCCGGCACUACGAGCCACAGUUCUCGUAGUUGUCGUAUUGACCGUGAUUAUCUUUGGUGGUACCACAGCUCGGAUGCUCGAGAUCCUCGGCAUCCGGACAGGCGUGGUGGAGGAGAUCGAGUCCGACGAUGAGUUCGACAUCGAGGUCACCAACGGCGGCACGUAUUACAAACGCUCCGAUACAGGCUUGGGAUACACGCCUCGCCGCAUGGAUUCCACCAUUCCUUUAGAUGGCGUCACGCGGGGUGAGCUGGACCGCCACAAUAGCUACUCCAGUGGCAACAACCGUCGGCCCAGUCCCCCACCGUCUGGCUCGCGAGGACAUUCCCGAAUGUACUCGAAUGCCUACAGUCAGCGAGACACUGCUCGCGACCGUUCCUCCACGGCCUCGUUAUUGGGUAGCCGGCCUCGGAGCCAUAGCGAAAGCAGCGCGGCAAGCGAAGAUGAGUUUGGAUUGAAGAACAAUGGCAAGGGUCGUGCGACAGACGCUGACCAGCUCGAGGCCUUCGAUCUCGAUGUGGGUGAUACCCCCUCAGACGACGACCUACCGCCGUCAGCUCCCACGUCUCGACUGCGGCGGUCCCCCUCCCAACCCCAACAGUAUCCGGGCGGAUCCCAGGAUCCAACCCCUGCGACUACUUCUCCUCUCCGACGCGAGACAACAUUGAGCGCCAGGGCUGCAAUCCGCGAUCUCUUUUCGGGGGCGUCUGGGGAUCACGCGGCGUGGUUCCGACAGCUGGACGAGGACUACAUCAAGCCCCGACUUUUGCUGGACCAGUCAAAUCACAAGGGACCUGGAGCAGUCUGA